This is a messenger RNA of Carcharodon carcharias (great white shark), 1006 nucleotides long. Its product is annotated as homeobox protein otx5. The coding region runs from base 134 to 1006 and encodes 290 amino acids. Gene Ontology annotation, molecular function: DNA-binding transcription factor activity, RNA polymerase II-specific; RNA polymerase II cis-regulatory region sequence-specific DNA binding. Gene Ontology annotation, biological process: regulation of transcription by RNA polymerase II; multicellular organism development. Gene Ontology annotation, cellular component: nucleus. The record is from RefSeq and is a predicted model, not a curated record. NCBI's taxonomy places the organism in Eukaryota, Metazoa, Chordata, Chondrichthyes, Lamniformes, Lamnidae. The transcript is spliced from 4 exons.
CGAACGAAUUACCUCAAAUUACUGCUCUGCAAACCCAGGGGACUAUCCAACUGGAGUGGGAUAACCCAGCAUCCCGAGGAAAGCAGAAACCAAGGGAGGACGAAAGGGGUUUGUCCCGGGUUAACCUCUGAGCAUGAUGUCCUAUAUCAAGCAACCACAUUAUGCAGUCAACGGACUGACCCUGACCGGUCCGGGUAUGGACCUCCUACACUCUGCUGUUGGGUACCAAACAACACCACGGAAACAACGAAGGGAGAGAACCACGUUCACUCGAGCACAACUCGAUAUUCUAGAAGCCCUCUUUGCCAAGACCCGCUACCCUGACAUCUUCAUGCGGGAAGAGGUAGCUCUAAAAAUCAACCUACCCGAAUCCAGAGUUCAGGUUUGGUUUAAGAACCGUCGAGCCAAAUGUCGCCAGCAGCAACAGCAGAACAGUGGUCAAGCAAAGACAAGGCCAGUGAAGAAGAAGUCCUCUCCAACCCGAGACACAAGCUCCGAGACCAAUGCCAACAGUCAUUACAGUCCAACUCCUCCAGGGGCAGCUGGGACUCCCAGCUCCAUCUCCAAUGCCACCGUGUCCAUCUGGAGCCCAGCUUCCAUCUCUCCAAUCCCAGACCCGCUCUCCUCCUCCACAGCAUCCUGCAUGCAGAGAUCCGCUGCCUACCCCAUGACCUACAGCCAAGCUCAAGGGUAUAACCAAAGCUACACCGGGUCGUCAUCCUACUUCAGCGGCCUUGACUGCGGCUCCUACUUGUCCCCCAUGCACCCUCAGCUGUCCGCCCCUGGAGCCACGCUCAGCCCCCUGGGGACCCCAACCAUGGGGGGCCACCUGAGCCAGUCCCCAGCGUCCCUGUCAGCUCAGGGCUACAGCUCCGCGGGCCUCGGCUUCAACACAGUCGACUGCCUGGACUACAAGGAUCAGAGCACGUCAUGGAAGCUGAAUUUCAGUGCAAGUGACUGCCUGGAUUACAAAGACCAAACCUCCUGGAAGUUUCAAGUCUUGUAA